Molecule: messenger RNA, 792 nt
Organism: Sabethes cyaneus
Lineage: Eukaryota; Metazoa; Arthropoda; Insecta; Diptera; Culicidae
Product: pro-resilin-like
Exons: 3
Coding region: 1-792 (263 amino acids)
Cellular component (GO): extracellular matrix
Source: RefSeq, a predicted model, not a curated record
AUGAUCUAUCACAUAACCGAUCAGCACGGAAACCAGCUUGCUGCCAUCAGAGAGUAUGCCACUGUGCCCGGUGGAUUUGGGCUAACCCAGUUUUGUUUCAUAUCCGCUUGUGUCAUCCUCAUCGCGACGGCCAGGGCCGCCCCGGUAGAACCAGCGCACUACAGUUUCGUGGCCGAGCAUCCACAUUACGAGCACUUGUCUCAUGCCAUUCCCGAAGUUCACUAUCCAGUCCAGCUAGUCGGAGCACAUGAUCAGCAUGCCUAUGUCGAAGUGCCCCAAAAUUAUAUUGUCGAAUCCCAUGAUCUAGGCGGUUACCAAGGACACAGUGCCGAAAGCUACGUUGACAGCAAUACCUACCAUGGCGGAUACAGUUCCCUUUAUGGUGGUUCUAAUCAAGGUCACCUGUACACUUCCGGAGGGCAAGGAGCGUACGCUAACAAAUACAAUGAUUACUAUGCUUAUCCCAAGUACAACUUCGAAUAUGGUGUCGACGAUCCCCACACCGGAGAUCACAAGAAACAGUGGGAAUCCCGUGAUGGAGAUGUGGUUAAAGGAGGAUAUAUGUUCAAGGAAGCCGACGGUACAACCCGCGUAGUUGAAUAUACUGCCGAUGACCACAACGGCUUCAACGCGGUUGUGAAAAACAUUGGUCACGCCGAUCAUCCGGUUGUUCACGCCCAGCCCGCUGAAAACUACUACGGACAGCUGGGUAACUACGCAGGAGCAUACGCUACUGGAGACUAUUACGGCAAAGGAGCUACCAGCUACACCAAAGUUUGGAGGCAGCAUUAG